AUGAACGAUUCACAGAAUCAGAACAGUUUCGAUUUUGUACCAAAGUCUGAUUAUAAUGAGAAGUGGCAUCUGGAAAAUAAAUGUCUGUUUCAUAAUCAACAAUACCUCGAAGGGGACAAAUAUGAAACGAAGAAAUUAUACACGGAGUGUCCAACGCCGUGUGAUCUUUGUUCGCAUUUCAAAGAAAAAUUCAAGUCGAAAACAGAUGGAAACGAUUUAACUCGGAGAUCAGGCGAUUGGAAAUGUGACGAUGAGCUUGGAAAGAAAUCUUUGAAAUGUAUCGUACAGGAUCCUCCGAUUACCGAAUGGAAAUGGAAAAAUCCUUACAGUGUUUCUGAUCUUGAUCGAUCGAAACGUUGGUAUCGACGUAGUUUUACUUCAGUCUAUUUUCCUUCCGAAGGAGAUGACAUUACAACGAACUUGUUACGCGAUCUGCAUAACAAAGAUUCCCUAAAAGAUUAUACGAAGAACAAUUUCUUGUAUAAUUUCCGCGAAUACUUGGUCAGAUAUCAGGAAUCUUGUGGCGUACCACGAACAGAAUAUUCUUUUUGGGCUCUUAUUAAUACGAUGGGUCAAGCAACAGGUCGAUCUUUCCUUGCAUUGUUGUAUGUCAUACUGAACGUUAUACCUGUUGUCGAGGUAUUCCUAUACUUAUUGCGAUUCGUUCUGGACAAAGUGAUUAGCAUAAGCAACAGCAAAGAUUUCCAGCAGACGGUGACUCGAUGUUUAAUAUUCACGACAGAAUUAUUCAGUGUUUAUAUAUGUCUAAUAUUUAUAUUCGGUUUUAUUGUCUUACCGAUUGUACACAUGGUAAUUGAUAUAGUAGCAAAGAUCAUGCUCUACAAUUAAUAGUAAUAACAGUCAUUUAGUCCUAAUUGAAUGAUACUAGAAACAAUAUGGUUAUUACGUGAAUUUGUCAUAUAAUUAUUGAGAAUCGUUUAAAAACUUGCAAUUAAAAAAUUCCUGAAAA
This is a messenger RNA of Bombus terrestris (buff-tailed bumblebee), 970 nucleotides long. RefSeq lists its product as uncharacterized. The transcript has 4 exons. The record is from RefSeq and is a predicted model, not a curated record. The coding region runs from base 1 to 849 and encodes 282 amino acids. NCBI's taxonomy places the organism in Eukaryota, Metazoa, Arthropoda, Insecta, Hymenoptera, Apidae.